CAUCACUAUCUAUCCUGCACAGUGAUUCUGACUCGGCUUGGAACUGCAAAUAGCAAGCCUACUCCUUCUGUGGCUUGACAUUCUUAAUGCUCAAUAUAAUUAUGGAAAACCAUGAGAGAGAUCUAAACCUUUCAAGGCUGCAGAAACGAUAUCAUGUAGUUCUUAGUCAGGCCGUAUAUUCUCAACAUGAGGAAGAGGUCAGGAAACAGCACAUGGAACAUAUGCUGCUUCAUGUUGAAAUUGAUGAAUUACGGGAAAUGCUGGACAGAUCACAAGAAGAGUUGAACACAAUUGCAGCAGAAGAAUCUGAACUUCAGCUAGAACUCCGCGAAACCUAUGCAAAUCUGCAGGAGUCAAAAAACACUCUCAAGACAUUAGCAGCUGAAAAGGAAAGCCUCCAUAAUGAAAUUGCUCUGCUGAAUGCGCAUGCAGCAGAAGCGAACAAGACACUUGGUGAAAAGAUGCGUCUCUCGAAGGAACUAUUAAAUGCUCAGUCCGAGAUUCAGCGUCUUAAGAGUCAAAAUUCGUCCCACCAAACAAUCCUUAUGGAGAAACAGAAUCUUGAACGGCUGCUGAAUUCAUUGGAAUUAGAGCUGCAAGACCAAAAGCGCACAAAUGAACGUAUACGGAUGCAAGAACAUCCUCAUUCGACCAACAUAACAAAUAUGUCUUUACAGCUUGAAGAAACCCGAAAAAAAUUGGCAGAAGAAGUGCGAUCCAGGAAGAUAGACGAGCAAAACUUUCAAAAUCAGGCUGUUGAAUGGAGUGCCCAGCGAGCAGCCCUAGAGGGUCAGAUCGAGACUUUGAACAUGAAACUGCGUAUUGCGGAGAAGGAGGCUCAUAAGUCUACCCAAAACCUGCAUGGCAAGAAUAAGAGCCCUCAAGCUGAGGGAGCCUACAUCAAUGAGGGCUACACAAAGACUGUGCCUCUCAAACGCCCAGGAGUUCAAGUCAACCAUGGUAUGAGUAUAGCAACUCCGGGGGCUAUUUGUCCUCGCGAGGUCACGAAAAUCACAACAGCUUUGCCCGGCGACAAAUCUGUCUUCUCUAUAACACCUUUCCUAAACCGUACAGGUUGCACCCCGGAUUAUUCACAGUCAUCAGAGAGCGAUGCCGAUGAAAUCAACACUAUCACUAUUGACGAGGCAGAGCAGCCAUCUUCUAGAGUGGGUGGCGGGCAGGCUAAGAAUGAAUCCUUAGGUCCCAGACCUAAAUUUUAUCUUUCUCCCGGUGAAGGCUACAUGCUACAGAAAGGCGAGAAGAAGUCUUCGGUAUCCGCUCGAAUGAGGACAGUUGCAGCAGUAGGCAAAGGGAACUGUACCAAGACGGCAAAUUCGCCAUUUGAUGGAGAUUCAUUCGUGCCCCAUCGUUCGGAGGACUUGACGCCUACCAAUAGGCAAAAGAAAUCCAAGAGACGCAAAUUAGGAGCUCGGCCUGAGCGAAUGCCGGUGCUAGGUGGAGAGAGUGAUGAUGACCUUGGUGAGACAGGAAAGCCGAGCCACAAAUUUUCAAACGGGAAACGCCUUGCAAGUGAUUUCUCCCUCGUCGUGGGUAACCAAAUACUUCAGAAUCAGGUAGCUGGCGGUUUUUCUCCAUUAAAGCGAGAAAAGAAACGGGUAUGAGUAUGUAAUUAACAGGGCUACAAACUAUAAGUAGGCAAAACCUCACUAUGGCUACUGAC
Messenger RNA from Penicilliopsis zonata CBS 506.65, 1681 nucleotides. RefSeq lists its product as hypothetical. The transcript is spliced from 3 exons. The record is from RefSeq and is a predicted model, not a curated record. The coding region runs from base 102 to 1622 and encodes 506 amino acids. Lineage: Eukaryota; Fungi; Ascomycota; Eurotiomycetes; Eurotiales; Aspergillaceae.